Oppiella nova is the source of this 282-nucleotide messenger RNA. The record is from the annotation of a GenBank genome assembly. Lineage: Eukaryota; Metazoa; Arthropoda; Arachnida; Sarcoptiformes; Oppiidae.
AUGUAUGACUUUCAUCAGACUAUUGCCAACAAAUUUGACAGUUGUAUCAGAAAUUUAACAACUUUUGUGAAAGGGUUGUCCGCAUUCAGGGAUAUCUACUCUGAAGACCAGAUCUCACUACUGAAGUACGGGUGCUUUGAUGUCAUAUUCUUGAGGUCUAUCAAAGAGGCUCAGAGGAAGCAUAUGAUUGAAGACACGCCGAAGACUUUGCUUCCGCCACUACUUGAGGAGGUCUUUGAUAUGACACCUGGGCCAUUCAAUAAGUACGUAGGCAAGGGGUAG